Messenger RNA from Trypanosoma cruzi, 3459 nucleotides. RefSeq lists its product as uncharacterized. The record is from RefSeq and is a predicted model, not a curated record. The transcript has a single exon. Bases 1 to 3459 code for a protein of 1152 amino acids. NCBI's taxonomy places the organism in Eukaryota, Euglenozoa, Kinetoplastea, Trypanosomatida, Trypanosomatidae.
AUGCCACUCGCCGAGCAGAGGGGCUUACUCCCGCGUUGUGUUGCGGAGUUGAAUGCCCACUUUCUGUCGGCCCGAGCUGACAUUUUUACGAGAGGGACUCUGACCGUUGAGUUUGCCCCCAUGAUGUCUUCAGGCCUCUCAGGUAACGGGAUAACGGGGGAUGAGGGCAUAAAUAACCGCCACGCUGCGAUACUGCUGACAUUGUCGCCUCUCCACGAAAUUGGCGAGGUUUCUGUGCGGCUUGAAAGAAGGGGAGAGGACACUGGUGACAGCAUGGGAGAGUGUCACCAGCUACCGCUGAAUAAUUUGAAGUUGUGUGAAACAAAGCGGCGUGUCGUGCGCAUUAACGAUGGAUGGAGGCCCGCUGUAGCAUCGCCAGACAUUCUCGCUGUGGAUUCCGCUAGUUCCGUUGCUGUCGAGCAUAAACUUGGCCUUGUGGAGGCGGAAGAAAAGAACGAGCCGAAAAUAGAUGAGGAUAAUGGCGCAGAGGAGGUUCUUGAGCUUGUUUUUGGUUCCAGCGACAGCGAGAAUGACACCAAAGCUGGUGAGUACGAUGAUGCUGAUGAUUAUGCCAACAAAAAUUGUGAGAGCGUUGCGGAGGAGGGUCCACUUCACUCUGCGUUGCUAGAAGAGAGUGGCAACGACAACACAGGCCAACAGUUUGUGCUUAAACUGUGGCCGUUUCCUGCUAAUGGAAAAGAUACAAUGGAUGAGGGCGCGUGGUUCAUAUCGCGCUGUUGCAUCGAAGUUAGGCUGCUUCCUCCAUCACAGCUGGCGAGCCUCUCGUACCCUCGUUUAACAGUGUCAUCAGCGGCAGGUAAAACGCACUUGAAGCAAGAGGAGGUGUGGGAGUUUGGUAGCGAAAAUUAUCUGUUGUUGGUGGGGCAGCGGUUUUACGAUUACUUUAUUUGUCCCCGCGUGGCGUACGCGGAAAGUGGACCGGAUGCCGCGAGUUUUGCGGCCGUUGAUGUCUAUGUAACAGCACUGCGCCCCUUCUCAGAUGCGAUUGCAACUUCAUGGGAGAUUUUGCCCAUGUGUUCUUUUCCAGUGCUACCGGAAGAUUUAGUGUGCGCGUUUGUGAGAUCACAACAGGGGGAAGUUGCAUCUCUUGUAGCCGAGGAAACACAUGCAGGGGUUCGAUGGCGCGUGCAACACCACUCCGCGUAUACAGUUUUGUCGUCCAUCGAUGAGGAAGAUGCGAGUGACGGAAAGGAUUUGUACUUUUUUAACUGCGAUCACGUCUUGAGUGACUCUCUUUUUCCACUGAUACGUCUGGCAGAAAAAGCCUGGGAGGAGACAAGCUCGCGGGCAGCGGUACGCGUGGAUGCAAGUUUCUGCCGCAGGAAAACCACAUGGGUUGUUACUGGCUGCAGUAACACGUUAUUGAGCCUUCGACGUGGCACGUUGUGUACACGGGGAGCGGUGGUGUUGGUGGCGGAUGUGCUGCGAACCGUGCGGAAAACUAUGGCCUUGUCCACGCCCUUGUUUCAGGCGAAUCUCCUGCGGGCAAAGGCGGCGGUGUUGAGCUCCGCCUUGGAGAUGCUGUGGCGGAUGUCCGCGGGGAAUGGCGUUGCACCGGAGUUUGAGUUCACGCCCUCGAGCUCCGCUCUCACUCGUGGGUGGGCCCUCUGUUUGCUCUGCAACGAGUUUGGAUGGACGGAACUGCUCUGUCAGGAGCGCCAGAUUGCCCUAACCCAUAUUUCUGCCUCGUCCCAGUUGCACCCAUGGUGGCUCACCCAACGGUAUGUCCAAGAGACUCAUGAAACACUAAUGUUUUUAUCCUCUGCCUUUGUGGUCGCUUCCAUUCGUCAGAGGCGCCUUUUUCCAUGGCAGUUUUUUGAGAAACACCGCAAAUAUAAACCAUCGGUGGAGAUGCUGGGCGAGUCAAACGUCAUGGUCUCUAGUGGCAUGCAUCUUUUGCUUGUGCAGCAAAUGUUGACGCAACGACGACAUGAAGGAGGUGGUGGAGGUGUCGCCUCUCAGCCUGUGGUGUUCCAUGGCUCUCUUUACUAUGAAGGAAUUAAACAGCAUGCCACAUGUUGCGAUAUUAAUCUUCGCCUGAAUUGUGUCAAGGCAAAUGCCACAAAUCGUUUGCGGAUGCAUGGCAUGCGUCUUUCCCACUCACUUUGGGGGAUUGAUGUUCCGUUCACCGUUGUGUUUUUCGCUGUGGAUGCAUCAGAGGCGUCUCAGAUGGCACCGGAAGGAGUGCGAAAGGAAAAGAGACUCCAGUGCCACGUCACACACGUGUUGCCCUGCUGCUGGAGGGUUUCUGGCCUAAAGUGGGCGAGAGGAGUUGAUCAGCAGGCAUCCUUCUCUUUCCUGGGGACGGUGGCUGAAAAUUUCGACAGGGAUUUUGUGAAGAAGAAGGAGACGAUGGAGAAGGAAGAAAGUGAAGAGGGUAACGACGAACCGCUUUUCAUGAAAAUUCCCAUGUUGGUGCUAAAUCUGAAAAUUGUUCCAGCCGCGUUGUCAAUAAGUGUUCAACAUGACUGGUUUUGGUUAAAUUUAAUUUCGCCCCUGGAUGCAUUGGCACGUCAGGUCAUCCUGCAGCGCAUCAUGGAAGAGUCUGUGCGGGAGGGCGAGAAUAAAGUCGAGGAGACGGAUCUUAUUUUUACACCGCUGAUGAAUCAACUGCUGGAGGGCGUUGUUGGGGAUCACUGCUGUGCAUCCGCUAAGUCAGAAGGAAAUUUGCCUGCCACGCUUUUUCUAUCGGCUUUAAAGACUGUGGAUCUUGGUUUCACGGCUAUCCGGUCUCGGAUUCGCCCCGGUUUGUACACCCGUUUUACGCGUCUCGUGUUGAAACUCAACUUGACUGCCUCGGUCGCUACGGACCCUGCGGGCGCAUUGAGGCGGAGUUGUGGUGACGAUGAGAGGUGUCGACUGCCCGGGGUUGUGAUGGGCGUGGAGGAGAAGAUGUUAAGUCAUCUUCGGACGGUGGAGGCGUAUGAUGCUUCUUUGCCGCGCCCAAACCCACGAAGGCGGCAGCGGCAAGAAGAGGAAAAUGAAGGACAAGGAAAAAAACUGGGACCACGAUUGGUAUUGAGUCUGAGAAGGCGAUCAGUUGUCCAGCGGGCGGAGGAGGAAAAGGGCCAUCAAGAGAUGAAGGUGAAGAAUAGGCUCGAGAUGACGUCGUUAGACAAUCCUGCCGAUUUGGCAGCCAUGGUUGGUCGCAUUAUUACGAAAGGCGCUGAAUCCAACGUGGCGGACGAUACUUUUCUUGCGGCACGCUCAGCCGCCUUGUCGCUGGUGCUGCCGUUGUGGCUACUGUUGCACAGUCGGCCCGACAUGUCUGAAGCGCAGCAGGCGGCGUUAUGUGACGGAGCGGAGGACAUCUACGAAUCCCUCCGAGACAGCGCUGUCGCUAAUGACUUGGACCCCGUCCUGUUGAAGGGGUACGAGUGCCUUGCGCAGAAGGCGGAGUCGAGAAAGGGACAGAGAGACUGCUCCGGUCAUCCAUAG